Molecule: messenger RNA, 1485 nt
Organism: Kuraishia capsulata CBS 1993
Lineage: Eukaryota; Fungi; Ascomycota; Pichiomycetes; Pichiales; Pichiaceae
Exons: 1
Coding region: 1-1485 (494 amino acids)
Source: RefSeq, a predicted model, not a curated record
AUGUUCUCAAUGGCAAUUCCCAACUCCCCCAGCUCGGAGUUUGAUAAGGUGACCCACUUUGGCUCAAUGUUUUCUGACAUAAACUCAAUGGGUAUGGACGAUUUCUAUCUACAGCAAUAUGCUCAGACACAGCAACAGGUGCACAUGCCCAGUGGAAGCUACGGCAUGGUGCAAGAUAGUCCCUUCAACGACCUGGUGAACGGGAUUUUCACCAACAACCAACUCCAGAGCCUGUCCAGUUCGUACAAUGCCACUUCCUCGUUGGAUCCAAACGCGCUUUCGUUGCGCGAUGGUGGAAUACCGUCCAUUUCGGACCCGGUUCUAUCAAGACUCGAGGACCAGGUGGAUAUCUUCCCACCAGCCACAGCAUGUACACCACCCGAGUCGCAUCUUUCGAGACAGGGCUCUUUUGAUGACGGCCACGAUUACCGCUACAAAAGACCACUUGCCAACUCUCGGUUCAGUUUAGAGCCAGAAGAAUCGAUCACUCCUUCGUUGGAGACGGAGCAGUUGUUUGACAGACUGGUAACCGGCAGAGUUGGUUUGGAAGAGGACGCGAGUAACGAGAACACCACAGCAACGAUAAAACAUGAGAUUUCGCACCCUUACGACGACGACGACAUUGAAGAGGAUGUUGAAGAUGACUUCAAGAGUUAUUCUUCCACGACAUUUCCAGUGAUCAGAGGAGCCUCCACUGGUGGAGGACUUACCAAACCACCAAAGGCUCCAGCCGGAUCGAUGUCUACGUAUCUGCAGGCCUCGCUGAACAUCCAACAUGCUCAAGUGGAAGAGAUGUGUCGUCCUUUCUGGAACAAAAACGAGAGAGAGGAUAAGAGGAGGAUCAUCAGAAUUGAACGCUUUCAAAGAGGACCAGACAUCAUUGCCAAGUUCUCAAUCGUCGGUUCUGCACAUGACAAUCCCGAGCCCAGACCCUCGCCUGCUGGAGUGUCAUUCGUCGAGGUUUCGUGUUUGGAAUGCGAUGCCACUUCGUUUGACGAUGAUGAUGAUGAGGAGGAGGGAAUCGACGACAUGCUGGUGGGAGGCCAAAGUGUCAAGGACCAAGCGCAUUCUUCCUUGGCCAAUGGCAAGGAGUACUACAUCACCAGUGUGGAGGUUAUCAAGAUCGUGGAGCUGUUGAUCGGAACCGAGAAUCCAAACCCUCAGGACCGUCGUCGUGAACGUGGAAGAAUCCGUUCCAACCUGGUUCCUUUCUGGUCCAAGAGACCAAUCAGAUCCAAGAAGAGCAGCAACUCUCCAAACGCAGCCACCACCGCUUCGUCGUCUUCUCCAGACGACGAGUCCGAGGAAAUGGACGACUACAGAACUGAGCUAGCACAGAGAAUCAUGGGUUAUCUAAUCAGAAAGCCUAGAGGUUUUGAUAAGGAAGUUCGUAUCCUCAAGUGGGGCAAGCUGGUACCUGCUCUUCAGAGAGCUUUACAGAGUUACUACGUCAAGAUCCCAGAAUCUGAAGUGGGAACCUUUUAA